GAAAUCUAAAAAACUCAAGCUGACAUUUUUCAUUCCUACAGUGCAACUUGUACUACAGGACAGCUAAUAUCAUGAAGCUGCAGGUGUCUCUCUUUCUUGUCCUGCUUCCUCUAUGGGACAGCGUAUCGCCUCUUGUGCUUCCUCUAGAUUGCAGCGACAUCUAUAACUAUGAUAGCAGCCAAGCUAGUGGAGUUUACACUAUCUAUCCUAUUGAGUUCAGUUCGGCUGUUGAGGUGUUCUGUGACAUGGAUCGUUUGGGAGGACGUUGGACAGUGUUCCAGAGGAGGAUGGAUGGUUCAGUGAACUUCUACAGGCCCUGGGAUCAAUACAAGACAGGUUUUGGAAAUGCUGCUGGAGAGUACUGGCUUGGUCUUGAAAAUCUCUACCAGCUCAGUCUCAGAAAAAGGUAUGAACUGCUGGUUGACAUGGAGGACUUUGAAGGAAAUCAAGUUCAUGCUCGUUACUCCUCUUUCUCUGUUGGGUCAGAAUCUGCGGGAUAUACUCUGCAAGUAUCGGGAUUCAGUGAUGGUGGGGCAGGAGACUCUCUAAGUUUUCACAAUGGACAGAAGUUUAGUACCUUUGACAAAGAUCAGGACACUUUUACUGGAAAUUGUGCCAAGCUCUACUUGGGGGCUUACUGGUACGGAACUUGUCAUAAGAACAACCCUAACGGGGUUUAUCGCUGGGGGGCAGCGAUAAACCCAAUACAGGAAAUCAUGGCUCUCAAUUGGAUGGAAGCUUAA
This is a messenger RNA of Cyprinodon tularosa, 743 nucleotides long. RefSeq names its product microfibril-associated glycoprotein 4-like. Gene Ontology annotation, biological process: elastic fiber assembly. The transcript has 6 exons. Lineage: Eukaryota; Metazoa; Chordata; Actinopteri; Cyprinodontiformes; Cyprinodontidae. The coding region runs from base 72 to 743 and encodes 223 amino acids. The record is from RefSeq and is a predicted model, not a curated record.